This is a messenger RNA of Fonticula alba, 513 nucleotides long. RefSeq lists its product as hypothetical. The transcript has 3 exons. Gene Ontology annotation, biological process: tRNA 5'-leader removal. NCBI's taxonomy places the organism in Eukaryota, Rotosphaerida, Fonticulaceae. Gene Ontology annotation, molecular function: ribonuclease P RNA binding. Gene Ontology annotation, cellular component: ribonuclease P complex. Bases 1 to 513 code for a protein of 170 amino acids. The record is from RefSeq and is a predicted model, not a curated record.
AUGGUCCGAGUCAAGCACCGGCACUUGCUGAUCCGCUUUUAUCCCGAGCCGUCCGACACGGCGGUGGCUCCUUUCUCGGCGGUCCUGCCGCACCAUGUGGCGGCCUAUGUGCGAGACGCGGUGGCGGGUCUCUUCGGCGACCCGGGGCAAUCAGCCAUCACGGCCGGGGCCAAAUCGAUGCCCGUGUCGACGCUGCCGGCUGGCGUGCCUGCCGGUGGCAAGGGCCCCUCGCUGCUCUACUGGAAUCCCGGGACUGGCAGGGCCAUCGUGCGAGUGGCACGCGAAGCCGCGGCCCCAGUGCGCGCGGCCAUCACCCUGGCCGCGCCAAUGCACAUCACCUCGAGCAAUGGAUCCAAGGUGUUUUGCACACCCCGGGUAGUGCACAUUGGCGGCACUCUCAAGAGCCUGCUACAGGCGGGUCGGGAGCACUUGCACCUCAGACGCACUCUCAAGAGCCUGCUACAGGCGGGUCGGGAGCACUUGCACCUUGAGCAAUUGGCCAUCAUCGAGUGA